This is a messenger RNA of Apaloderma vittatum (bar-tailed trogon), 2027 nucleotides long. It is a transcript of the gene XKR5, whose product is annotated as XK, Kell blood group complex subunit-related family, member 5. NCBI's taxonomy places the organism in Eukaryota, Metazoa, Chordata, Aves, Trogoniformes, Trogonidae. Gene Ontology annotation, cellular component: plasma membrane. The record is from RefSeq and is a predicted model, not a curated record. The transcript has 7 exons. Gene Ontology annotation, biological process: phosphatidylserine exposure on apoptotic cell surface; engulfment of apoptotic cell; apoptotic process involved in development. The annotation marks the transcript as partial.
GGCUCUGCGCCAUCAUCCACUACCUGGUCUGUGGGCAACUGGGCUGGCUGGGGGUGACAGUCGCCUGCGUGGUGCCCGGCUACGCAGCUCAGCUCCUCAGCAUCCUCUGGUUCCGGGCAGACGGUUUCCCACCCGACUGCUGGCUCCUGGUGCUCCACCUCCUGCAGCUGGGCCUCUGGAAGCGGUACUGGGAUGUUUUGCGGAUGGUGACAAAGGCGGGCGGCAAUGCCCGUGCCAGGGAGGUGCUGAUGCAAUGCGGGGACGUGUGUGUGCUGCAGCUCCUGGAAGCCCUUCUCCAGAGCCUGCCUCACCUCCUGGUUCAGGCCUACGUCGUCGUGGCAGUCGACCCAGCAGGUUUCAUCCCUGGUGUCAGCGCUGGGCUGUCCCUGCUCUCCCUCGCUUGGGCUUUGGUCUCCUACAGCCGCUUCGCCUGCCUGCUGAAACCCGGUCACCUCUGCCCGCCGGCUGCGGCCAUCCUCUGCCUGCUGCUCUGGAGGACAGGGAUGCUGGGGACCAGGAUCCUGGCCCUGGUCCUUUUUGCCAAGCUGUAUUCCUUCUGGGUUUUUGCUGUGGCAGGUGUCCACUGGCUGCUCAUGUCCUUCUGGCUGGUGGCCCAGCAGACAGAUAUCGUGGCCCAGCCUUGCCGUUGGAGGCUUUUCAAUUGCCUCGUAGGAGCUGUGCACAUCUUCUGCUACAUUAAUGUCCAGCCCGGUCCUUCCAAGCACAGGGUGGCUGUGUUUUAUUCAAUAAUGCUGAUGGAAAACACCCUCCUGCUGCUGUUGGCCACCCGGUUCCUUCAGGCAGAGCUGAGGGACAGCCUGUGUGUGACCGGGGCCGUCAUGUCAGGGUCUGUAAUAGGUGCUGCAGCUCUGGUGGUUUAUUACAGCCUGCUCCAUCCCAAGUCCACAGAGAUCUGGCAGGGCUUCCUGAAGACAACCUGCAGUGCUGGGGUUGCCGGUGAUGACAAGGCUGCUGGAGAUGUCUCUCAAGCGGGGCAGAGUUCAGGAAUUUCAGGAGGUGGAGAGUCUUUGGCUGGGGAAGGGACCAUGGCAGAUCCCAAAAAUGGGAAUGGCUCAUCUCUCCUGCAGUUGGGAGGGGGUUUGGAGGACAGCUGGACAAGCCAUCACCACUGGCUGCUGGUAAAGCUGGCUUUGAAGACAGGAGAUAUGUCCGCCAUCAACGCAGCUUUUGGAGAUGGUGGCGUGGGAGAGGUUUACCCUGGGCAAUGGAUGAUGGGGAAACCCUCCGGUGCUGAGCCUGGGGCAGACUUUUCCCUCCCCACGAGGGAAAUUGAUCCUCGGGGUGUUGAAUCAGGUCUGAGCGAUGAGAAAUCGCCGGUGGCAGGGAAGAGAGGAGGCAGCAAACCCAUCGUUGGUGCUGCAAGAACAGCGCAGGAGGAUGGAGCAAGGCAGGAGCCUGCUUUUCACUCGGCCGUGCCCUUUCCCAGCAGCUUCUCCCUGGAUCCAGCAGAAGGUUCCUCUGUGUAUUUCAGCGCGACUGUGGGAGGCAUCACCUCGCCCAGCACAGGGACAGCAACAUGCAUGGCCGUGGUGCAAAAGGACAAUGAAACCCAGUCUCCUCCAGGCAGCCUGGGAGAAGGAGAGGGAGGAAAAGGAGGAGGAGGAGGGGAUUUGUCCCUUGGGAUAGAGAGCAUCAGCCCAAUCCUGGGCGCUUGUGCCCACAAGCAUCUGCGGAGCAGCUCUUCCGUUGGCGACUGCGGGGUGACGGGUCCCCUCAAAGAGGGCUCGGAGCCUGUGGAGCUGGAAGGUGCCCUGGUGGAGUGGCAUCACCUUUGGGACACCCACCCUUGUGUGACAGGAGGGACUGUGGCGAGGAGCAAGCUGAGGUCACCGUGCUUCACCUCCACCCCCAAGGCCGACCCUAAAUGCCCCCAGCGAGGACCGGGGGAGCUGGGAGAGGGGACAGACCUGUACAGGACUCUGGCAGCAGAGGGAAGGCAGCAGGAAGGACAGACAUGCAAUGAAUUAUUAAAAAAACCCCAAACCUUCCAUGAUGCUCAGGAUUGA